GAGUUUUCACCAGCUGUUUCCCGCCUUGAAACAGACAUCUGAUCAGCUGCAAACACACAUACACACACACUCACACACACGCACGGGGAGGCAGGCCGGAGAGACCUCCCCCUCCCUCCCUCUCCCUCACCCCCCCCUUGCCGCCAGCAUCUGGGACCGGGAGAGCCAGCACCUCCGACGCUGCCCUUUGAUUCGGAUUUCCAUUUUGCAUUCUCCUGCGGAUCGGGACCACGGACUUGGCUUUUGCAGAGGAGGGGGGGGCCGAUCGCUAUGGAGUAUUUCAUGGUGCCCGCUCAGAAGGUGCCCUCUUUGCAACAUUUCAGGAAAACAGAGAAAGAAGUGAUAGGAGGGCUCUGUAGCCUGGCCAACAUUCCAUUGACCCCAGAGACCCAGAGGGACCAGGAGCGUCGGAUACGUCGGGAGAUUGCCAACAGCAAUGAGAGAAGGCGGAUGCAGAGCAUUAAUGCCGGGUUCCAGUCCCUGAAAACCCUCAUCCCCCACACAGAUGGAGAGAAACUCAGUAAGGCAGCCAUUCUCCAACAGACAGCAGAAUACAUCUUUUCUCUGGAGCAGGAAAAAACGAGGCUCUUACAACAAAACACACAACUGAAACGCUUCAUCCAGGAACUGAGCGGCUCAUCUCCCAAGCGGCGGAGGGCGGAGGACAAGGACGAGGGCAUCGGCUCUCCGGACAUCUGGGAGGACGAGAAGGCCGAAGACCUGAGGCGAGAGAUGAUCGAGCUGAGGCAGCAGCUGGACAAGGAGCGUUCAGUCCGGAUGAUGCUGGAGGAGCAGGUGCGUUCUCUGGAGGCUCACAUGUACCCAGAGAAGCUGAAGGUCAUCGCCCAGCAAGUUCAGCUACAGCAACAACAGGAACAGGUGAGACUGCUGCACCAGGAGAAGCUGGAGCGCGAGCAACAGCAGCAACUCCGCACGCAGCUCCUGCCACCCCACGGGCCUCCACCGGCUCCCACCCACCACCCCACAGUGAUUGUGCCUGCUCCUCAACCCCCACCCUCCCACCAUGUCAACGUAGUCACCAUGGGCCCUUCAUCAGUCAUCAACUCAGUCUCCACAUCCCGGCAAAACCUAGACACCAUCGUGCAGGCAAUCCAGCACAUCGAGGGCACACAAGAGCAGGAGGAACAGGAACAAGAAGAACAGCGACGGGCGGUGAUCGUGAAACCGCCAGUCCGGGCCUGUCCUGGAGCCCCUGCCUCUGACACAGCUUCAGAUUCAGAGGCCUCAGACAGUGAUGCUAUGGACCAGAGCAAGGAGGACCCAGCGGGGGAUGGGGAUCUCCCCUGACCCCCCCUACAGCCCUCCUCUCCUCCCCACCCUCAGGGGGGCGAGGGGGCAGGGGCCAAUAGUGGGGAGAAACGCUCGAGUUGUCAGAGCGGAGAGAUUUUUACAAAAUUACAAUGUCAUUUGGGUCUCUUUUAUGACCUCUUUUCAAUACUGUAAUUCUUAACAAAGCCAACACACCCAACUUUGGAAAAGGCUGGGGAAGGAUGGAGGGCAGAGCUGGGAUACAGGUGGUACCAGGGGGCCAGGGCAGGGCUAGAAGAGGCUGGGGAGGAAGUCAGGGACCUCCCUGGCCCCUCUCCACUAAACCAUUUUGCAUUUCAUUUAAAAAGGGGAAGAAAGAUACCAAGAUAUAUCUCCUCUUAGAAGCCAGCCCUGGAACAGCGACCACCCCAUCCCGGUCUUCCCCUUGUUCCCCUCCCUUCUCUCCCCCCUCCUCCUCCUCUUGUUUUUUCCUCUUCCCCCUUUAAGCACUUACAUGGAUUUGGGGGCUGUGGGUCUGGCUGGGCUGGGGCUGUUUGGGGGCCUGGGUGGGGGUGGGUUGUGUAUGUUGCUUCUUGGUUUGGGGUUCUCUCAUGCCCCCUCCUCCCUUUCCACCUGGCUCAGCACUAGAAUUAGCUGUUAUCCUAACCCCCCUCAACCUUCCCCCUAGGUUUACCCCCUCCUCCAGCCACAGCUGUCUGUCCUUUUCUUCCUUCCUUUCUCUCUCUCUCUGCCUCUUCUUUCCUUCCUUCCUUUCUUGGUUUUGUCUGUUGUUUUUUACCAUUUUGAGGUCUUUGUGUUCUGGGAGAAGCUAUUAUAUUUUGUUAAGAAAUGGGGAAAAAAGCAAGGCCGCCGUGCCUUCAUAAAGAAACAAAAUAAAGUUUGUACUUUGUUUUUUAGA
This is a messenger RNA of Trichosurus vulpecula (common brushtail), 2188 nucleotides long. RefSeq names its product transcription factor AP-4 (gene TFAP4). Gene Ontology annotation, cellular component: nucleus. NCBI's taxonomy places the organism in Eukaryota, Metazoa, Chordata, Mammalia, Diprotodontia, Phalangeridae. The coding region runs from base 271 to 1308 and encodes 345 amino acids. The transcript has 7 exons. Gene Ontology annotation, biological process: regulation of transcription by RNA polymerase II. The record is from RefSeq and is a predicted model, not a curated record. Gene Ontology annotation, molecular function: protein dimerization activity; DNA-binding transcription factor activity, RNA polymerase II-specific; RNA polymerase II cis-regulatory region sequence-specific DNA binding.